CGUCAUUAACACACGUGACUAGACUCAGCAUAUACAUGAGAGACAGCGUCAUAUAUCGUUUUGGAGGUAUCAAGACAGCAAGCCUUAUCUUGACCACAAAAACAAUAUUAUUCACAAUAACUAAUGAUGACAGUUUGGAAAAUAGUGAAUACCGAAAAAUACUUGCAAUAUCACUUUGAAUAAAAUGUAUAUCAUAUGAGAAGUGUAAUGUUUAUGGAAAUCCAUGGCAUCAGAUUCAAUUGUUGCAAAGGGAGGGUGUGUGUGUGUGUGUGUGUGUGUCAGAGGGAGAGGGAGGAGGGGUCGUUGGAGUGGGUCUCUACUAAAUUAAUGUGGUCACACAAUAAAUUCAGAACAGUGACGGCAGUGGCUUUAAAAACUGAUAUGGCAACAAAAAUAAUCUACUUUACUGUGAAUGGAAGACCAGAGCAGGCAGAGUUUCCAGUGGAUUGCCCUGCCCAGGAUGUCAAAGAUCUGUUCCGCUCUGCAGCUGAGGCAGGACCCCAUGACAUUCUGAAGCUGUACAACCCUAAGGGCAACAUCAUCAACAUCUCCCCGCGCCUGGAGCCCAACAGUCCUAACUCCUGUUAUAAGCUAGAGGUGGUGGCUGCUGACUGCAACAGUGAGCCAUUAGGUGUGGAGCUUGCUGUGGCACUAGGAUUUGACCUCUCCUCCAUGGAGAAAAGACUGCAGGGCUUGGAGAAGAAGAUCCUGAUCGAGGCUGGUGAGACUCCUGCAGUCGUGUAUGAGAUGAAGAGACAGGUGGAGUCAUUUCGGGAGAAACUUGAGAGUGUUGAGCAUCUCAGCUGGCUGGGCCUAUUCAAAGAGCUAUCUGAGGGAACACAGAAGCCCUCUCCUUUCUACCACAAGAGAACACUGCGCAAGACCAGAGAGGAAUGUGAACAUGUACGGGAAAAGUUCCUACAGAUGAGUUCCCUGGAGGUUUCAGAGGAAGUGAGACAGUACCUCAAGACCCCAACUUUUGACAACUGGCAGUGGGAGGAUGCAGAGAUCAUGGUUCUACUGCAGGUCAUGUACACAGACCUGGAUUUCAUUGCCACCUUUAACAUAGAGCCUGAGGUGCUGCACCAGUUCCUGUAUGAGGUGUACAAACGCUACAACAACAUCCCCUUCCACAACUUCAAACACUGCUUCUGUGUCACCCAGAUGAUGUAUGGGCUGAUCUGGCUGACGGACCUGAAAAGUAAGAUUGACAGCAUUGACCUGCUCACCAUGCUGACCUCUGCAGUCUGUCACGACCUUGAUCACACGGGAUACAACAAUGCUUACCAGAUAAAUGCUCGUACAGAACUGGCCCUGCGCUACAAUGACAUUUCCCCCCUUGAGAACCACCACUGUGCUGUGGCUUUUGAGAUCCUGGAGAAGAAUGAAAACAACAUUUUCAGAAAUCUGACAACUGAACAGUAUAAACGGAUAAGAGAGGGCAUAAUCAAAUGCAUCCUGGCCACUGAUAUGACGAGACAUAACGAGAUCCUGAACAAAUUCAAGUCCAUCCUGCUUGUCUUUGACUUCAGCAACAAGGACCACAGAGACGUGCUGAUGAUGAUCAUGAUCAAAGUGAGUGACAUCUCCAACGAAGCACGGCCUAUGGAUGUGGCUGAACCCUGGUUAGACUGCCUCCUGCAGGAGUUCUACAACCAGAGUGACAAGGAGAAGCUGGAGGGUCUUCCUGUCACCCCGUUCAUGGACAGGGACAAGGUGACCAAGCCGUCCUCUCAGACAGGCUUCAUUGGCUUCGUCCUCUUACCCCUCUUCAUUGAGCUGGCUAACCUUUUCCCCUGCCUGGAGCAGCACAUCAUAGACCCGGUGCGUAAGGCCCUGGACUACUACACAGAGAUGGAGAAAGCCCUAGAGAGAGAGAAACUGAUCCGAGCACAAAGCGACAAGGCAGCUGCAGCCAAGAACACGACACCCCAGAACUUACAGAACCCUCAGAAAACAGCAAAUAGUCAGUCAGAGGCUGGGAAUGCCUUGAAACCACCCACUCUGUGAUGGCAAGCACUUAUAUGGUUCCUUUGGUCUUUGUAGAGACAAGGUAUUCACUAUGUCGUGUUACAGGAUUUGUCUGCUGUGUUUUGAUACAAAUGUUUUUCACUGCAUAUAUUCAGUUUUCAAAAUAUUUGCAUAUGAAUAAUGGUUAAUUACACAAUAUGACAUACAAGACAUACGAAGAAUCAGUGUGCAGUUAUGUUUUGUAUUAUUGAUAUGCUUAAACGAAAGACCAGAAGAGCUAUUAUUCAAACUGAAAAAUUGGGAUAAAGCUUAGUGGAUUUGUCUUCACUGAAAAUCUGGACUAUGGUUGUCAUCUAGUGGACAUGGAUGUUUUUCAUAUUGAUAAUGUAUAAAAAAGGACAGAAAUAACAGAUAUUAUAUUAAAUAUGUUUUUGCAUGUAUUGUACUUUUAGAUUUAAGUGUUCUACUUAGAGACAAAUAAAUGAACACAACAAACAAACAUUUCCUCUCGUUAUAUUCAUAUUUCAUAUUAUUCUGCAAUGUACAUUGUACAAUGGAUACAUUUUCAUUAUCUUGAUCAUUUGUAACUGGUUUCCACUAGAUGGCACUCGGCCACAGUCAAAAUUGGCUACUACAUUUAAGGUUAGGGUUCGGCAUAAGGGAUAGCAGUGUGGUUAAUGUUAGGGUUAAAAUCACAUUUUAAGAUGAUAAAUUGUAGAAAUAGGCGAAGUUUAUGACUUUGUGGCUGUGGUAACUAGUGACGACCUUUGGAACUGCAGUGAAAAACGUUGCGCAAAAUGCCGCAUUCAUAUGCUAGUCGGAACUAGGAAACGCGGAAAUGUUCAACUUUCCUAGUUCCGACAAGCUCCGAACGCGGCAAUAAUAGGAACGGGUGAAGUGAACAAUCGAUGAUGUAGGGAAAAUUUAAAAUUAUUCAUAAAUAUUAUCCUGCCAACCACUAUAUGAAGAAGUUUAAGGAAAACAAACUCAAAUUGCUCCUUUUGUAAUGACCAUCCAGAAACAGUUGUGCAUCUUUUUUUGGCAUUGUAUGCAUGUAAGAAAACUGUGGCAAGACAUCAGUAGGUUUAUAAUUGAACACAUUUAUGAAGAUUUUACACUAUUGUGGAGAGAUGUACUGUUUGGAUUCUUUUACAUACAACAGAAAUAACCGGAAUCAUUUUUAUGUAAUUAAUUUCAUUAUUCUUUUGGCCAAAUUUCAUAUACACAAAUGUAAAUUUACAAACAGAAACCCACAUUUUCGUACCCUACAAAAAGAAAUUGAACUGUAUUUUAAGACGGUUAAAUGCUCUACUAACAAAAAAGCUGUUAGAAUUGUAAGUAUAUGCAUGUCCCCAUAAUAUAAUAGAGACAGUAGAUCUAGCUGGUCUGUCAUAUUAUAAUAGAGCCUUAAGGUCCUUGUGUAAUUGUAAUGUGAUAUUGUACCCCCUAGCUCGAUUGUCUAUUGUUUGUAAUCUAUGUAUGCUUGUGUUCCCUCAUGUGCUUUAUGUAUUGAUUUGAUAUUAAUAAAAAUUAAAAAUUAAAUAAAAA
This is a messenger RNA of Oncorhynchus kisutch (coho salmon), 3519 nucleotides long. Its product is annotated as high affinity cGMP-specific 3',5'-cyclic phosphodiesterase 9A. NCBI's taxonomy places the organism in Eukaryota, Metazoa, Chordata, Actinopteri, Salmoniformes, Salmonidae. The record is from RefSeq and is a predicted model, not a curated record. The coding region runs from base 196 to 2010 and encodes 604 amino acids. Gene Ontology annotation, molecular function: 3',5'-cyclic-nucleotide phosphodiesterase activity. The transcript has 14 exons. Gene Ontology annotation, biological process: signal transduction.